Molecule: messenger RNA, 1934 nt
Organism: Anopheles stephensi (Asian malaria mosquito)
Lineage: Eukaryota; Metazoa; Arthropoda; Insecta; Diptera; Culicidae
Product: GATA zinc finger domain-containing protein 10-like
Exons: 2
Coding region: 60-1712 (550 amino acids)
Source: RefSeq, a predicted model, not a curated record
CGAAAUCGUUUGCAGUACAGUGUGCUGGUGUGUUCUCUUCACACAAACCAGUGGAAGACAUGAAGUCCUUCAUAGUUCUGCUCUGCCUGGUGGCAAUCGUAAGCGGUGAUGUUGCCCAUGUGCGAAGCUGGUUUAACCAUCUCUUCCACAAAGAUCAGACCCCACAAGAUCAAUCAACACAGGCGCCGCAAACGAUUCCCGAACAAAAGCAAACGCCAGUCGCGGGUGGUAGCUUGCGGAUGAUGCGCGAUGAUGGUUUUACGAAAGACCAACAACAAGGACAAAAAUUGCCACAGCAAGAUCAUCAGCAGCGACUAACGCCCGAAGAAAAGCAAGCCCUAAACGAGGAACGGCUUGAGGAGGAAAAAAAUCGAGUCCGAAAGUUCAGAGACUAUCUGAAGGGUGAAAUAGCCGAAGAACAGGAGAAGCAAAUAGGCCGACAGCAGCAGCAAAAGAAUCUGAAAGACUUGCGAAGCCGAGAAUUGAAAGAUCAUGACACUCUUCAGCGAGUGCAGAACGAGCAAAAACAGCAACACGAAGAGCAGCUAGUACAGCAGCUCAAACAUAUCGCGAAAGAGAUGCAGAUUCAAAUGGAGGCGAGAGAGUAUGAGCGGUUUGUCAAACAUGUGCAGAAGGAAGAGGCCAAACAAGCCCAGCAAAUACCACUACUACCGGACGUGCCGAUUCCUGUUGACGGCGGCGACGAUGGUGAUAUUCAAUCGGAUGUGAAGAAUCCUGAUGGCGAUUAUGGUGGUGUGCAGUAUCCUGAUGGCGAUUAUGGUGAUGAUCAAGGGGAUUUGAAGUAUCCUGAUGGCGAUUACGGCGGCAGCGAUGGUGAUGAUCCAUGGGGUAUCAAGUAUCCUGACUACUAUGGCGACGUAGAUGAUGAUGGUGAUGAUGUUCCACAGGAUGUGCCAAAAGCUGAUGUCGACGGAGAUGAUGGUGAUGGUCAAUGGGAUGAUCAGCAAAUACCGGAAGUAGAUCAGGAUGAACAACUCCCGCAGUGGUAUAACAUCUGGCUGAAGCAAUGGCAGGAGCAGUGGAAGGUGCAGGACCAGCAGCAGCAAAAGUGGCUGGAACAGCAGCAGCAACUGCAACAGCAGCAACACGAGCAGAAACACAACCAGAAGCAGCAAGAUCAGCAACAUCACCAGCAACAGAAAGAUCUUAGGCAGCAGGGUCAGCACGAUCCGGACGAGCCGGACCAUCCAGAUCAGCAACAUCACUCGAAACAGGAAAACCUUAGGCAGCAGGAUCAGCACGAUCCGGACGAACCGGACCAUCCAGAUCACCAACACCUUAGGCAGAAGGAUCAGCAGCAACACCCGGAUCAGCAGGAUCAACAACAACAACAACAACAACAACAACAACAACAACAAGAACAAGAGGUGAAGAUCCAGCUGGGUAUAGAAGAAUGGAAACAGUUCGGAAGACAUUUGAAACAUAAAAUGCAAGAAGAGACAAAAAAGCAGGAGGGCAGAAAAGUGCAGGAACAGCUCUUGAAGGAUCGCAGACGUCAGGAGCUGCUAAAGCGAGGAUUUGUUCCGGACGAAGAAAAAGAGAAGCGACAGGAGCUGGCCGAGAAGCUCGUACAGCUACUGAAACACUUCGCCCGGGUGAUGGAGAUUGAGCUGGAACGAAAAGAAUUCAAGCGGUACGGAAGGUAUCUGGAACGUGAGCAGGAACAGCUGACAAAGGAACAAAUGGGUUAAGGAAAAUAAGCAGGCGAUAGCAACGACAACCGGAAAUGGAACGUUCGCAGUAAGCUACACGAUUUACCGGAACGUAUUCUCCAUAGGACCAAUAGGAUCGACAAGCAAAGGAACAGUCGCUGAUGGAAGGGUUUAGCAUGUAGAUUAUAAAUUGCCGAUGCCUCCCGAAAUCUCAAGAUAAUGCAAUAAAUUUCUUGACUUUUAAUGCAAUUUACUCCAUAA